UACUCGUGUGUGUCUGGAGUCAUGGGGAAACAAAUCUCUAACGCACAAUAGCAACGCUAUCUUUGUGGACUACAGUCGCAAAAGGACGUCGUUUUGAUAUUGCGCUGGAUUCAUAACAACAGGAGUACAUUGGAACACUAUUUCGAUCUGUAUAUGAAUAUAGGAAUUUGUCUUGUCGUUCAACAGAAGACGAAACAGUAAAAUCCAAAAGGUGUUCUCUGAGGAGAGCGAGUGACACAGAGGGCAAAGAGAAGAAGAGCACAUGGACAGAGCCUAACAAGAGGCCUAAUUUUCCAGUGGCUGUUUCUUACACUUUCGCUCGCACUGUCACACUCCAUCUGGCUUCAUGUGUGCAGCCAAGUCUGUUUCAUAACAACCAGUCUUGUCUGUUUUUCUGAGCCGAGCAACAUUUUCUCUGGUUGGCAAAAUAACUUCCAUUCGAUUUGAGUUUAAACUGCUUCCAGUCGAAGGAGCCAAGUCAAAGAACGGGGUGGCGAGACACCCGGAUACGCCAUGAUUCCUAUUUAUUUGAUCAAUUGCACCAAGAUGAUUUCCCACUGCAGUUCAGGAAGUCCAACUUAGUGAACUUAUUCAACUCUGUGUAAUCCAUUGUCAGGUGGAAAUCAUCACCUUGGCAACCGCGUGUUCUUACAGUAUUAUUAUGAGUGAUGACAACUCAGACUCCGCCCCCAGCAAUGAUGCAGACAGCGGAGCAGGAGGGAUGGAGAAAAAGGCAGGGCGAUCCUGCGGCAUGAGCGAGAGCUCGCCCUCGUCUAAUCCAGAGAGUAGUGGGUCAGGAGGGCUGUCUGGUCCCAAAGGAUCUGCAGGUGACAACCGAGGGGUGAAUUCUGAUGAUACAGAUGGACUGUCCAGUGGAAAUGACUCUGGGGAGAGGGAAAGUGAAGGAGGGAUGCAGAGAGGGGGCGGAUCCAGAGGGAGACAGUCAAACAGAAGUUACCAGAGCUCCUCCAGCCAGAAUGGGAAAGACUCUGCCAUGUGUCUGGAGACAACGGAGAGCAACAAGAGCUCAAACUCUCACAGCCCCUCUCCACCCAGCAGCUCUCUGGCGUACAGUCUGCUGAGUGCCAGCUCUGAGCAGGACCCACCGUCCACCAGCGGCUGCAGCAGUGAUCAGUCUGCCCGCGUCCAGACCCAGAAAGAGCUGAUGAGAGCCUUGAACGAGCUGAAGAUCCGUCUGCCACCAGAGAGGAAGAUGAAGGGACGCUCCAGCACCCUGAAUGCCCUCAAAUACGCCCUCAGCUGUGUCAGACAAGUCAGAGCCAAUCAGGAGUAUUACCACCAGUGGAAUGUAGAGGAGUGCCAUGGCUGUAGUCUGGAUCUCUCCACCUUCACUGUUGAAGAACUGGACAAUAUCACCUCAGAAUACACACUCAAAAACACAGAUACAUUUUCCAUGGCGGUGUCGUUCCUGUCAGGGAAGGUUGUGUACAUCUCUCCGCAAGGCUCAUCUCUUCUGCGCAGUAAGCCAGAGAAGCUGCACGGGGUGUUGUUUUCGGAGCUGCUGGCACCCCAAGACGUGAGCACCUUCUACAGCAACACAGCACCCUGCAAACUGCCAGCGUGGGCCUCCUGCAUCGGCUCUGUUUCUCCACCAAUGGAGUGCACCCAAGAGAAGUCCAUGUUUUGUCGCAUCAGUGGAGAUGUCUCGUCCAGCAGUGAUGUGAAGUACUACCCUUUCAGACUGACCCCAUACCUGCUGACCCUCAGAGACUCCGACAUGGCUUUCCCUCAGCCCUGCUGUCUGCUCAUCGCCGAGAGAGUGCACUCGGGAUAUGAGGCCCCUCGCAUUCCUCCAGAUAAGAGGAUAUUUACCACCAGUCACACCCCCAGCUGUCUUUUCCAGGAGGUGGAUGAGCGGGCAGUGCCUCUGUUAGGAUACCUGCCUCAGGACCUGGUGGGAACGCCGGUCUUGCUGUGCAUUCAUCCAGAUGACAGACCCAUCAUGGUGGCCAUCCAUAAGAAGAUUCUUCAGUUUGCUGGGCAGCCGUUCGAGCACUCUCCCUUGCGGAUGUGUGCGCGAAAUGGAGAGUAUAUGACUAUAGACACCUCAUGGUCCUCCUUCAUCAACCCCUGGAGCAGGAAAGUGGCCUUCAUUGUUGGACGCCAUAAAGUCAGAACCUCUCCACUGAACGAGGACGUGUUCACGCCGCCACGUGGUCUGGAAGAGCGAGCCCUGACUCCAGACAUCGUUCAGCUCAGUGAACAGAUCCACAGGCUCCUGGUUCAGCCCGUCCACUGCGGCAGCUCUCAGGGCUACGGCAGUCUGGCCAGUAACGGUUCCCACGAGCAUCAGCCCAGCGCAGCCUCUUCAUCAGACAGCAGUGGGCCUGGGCUGGAGGACCCCUCGCAGCUACACAAACCUAUGACCUUCCAGCAAAUCUGCAAAGAUGUUCACAUGGUCAAGACCAGUGGACAGCAAGUUUUCAUUGAUUCCCGCAACCGACCUCCUCUUAAAAAACAUUCCACUGCAGGUGCUCUGCAAGCAGGCGGAGCCGCAGAAGUGUGUAGAAGUCUGGUUCCCAGUGCUGCUCCACCUUCAAAGAGCUCCGCACCAUCAGUUAUCGUGCAAAAAGAGCCGCCAACCACAUAUUCAUACCAGCAGAUCAACUGUUUGGACAGCAUCAUAAGGUAUCUGGAGAGCUGUAACGUCCCAAACACGGUCAAGAGGAAGUGUGGCUCCUCCUCCUGCACCGCAUCCUCCACGUCGGAUGAUGACAAACAACAGGAAGCUCCAUGCAAUGCUAAAGGUCCGUCUGUGUCUCUGGUAGGCGAUAGCGCUUUGUUACCUCCGCUGGCCUUGCACAACAAAGCUGAGAGUGUCGCCUCUGUCACUUCCCAGUGCAGUUUCAGCAGCACCAUCGUCCACGUUGGGGACAAGAAACCUCCUGAGUCAGAUAUCGUAAUGGAGGAAGCUCCUCCCACUCCAAAUGCUGCUCCGCCUGUCUCUCAGCCUCAAGCUCCUCCCAUGGCCACACCCUCUCUGCCCCUUAGCCCUGCUCCUGAUAGGGAUGCUGGGAGAAGAGGAGGACCAGGGGCUUCUGCAGGAGGAGAAAGGUUGGGUCUCACAAAAGAAGUUCUGUCAGCUCACACACAACAAGAGGAGCAGAACUUCAUGUGCCGAUUUGGAGAUCUGAGCAAACUCAGAGUCUUUGACCCAACUUCAGCUGUCCGCCGACGACCAAAUGCACCCUUAUCAAGAGGUGUGCGCUGCUCUCGUGAUUACCCAGCAGCCGGCAGCAGUGGGCGCAGACGUGGCCGAGGAGGCAAAAGACUGAAGCAUCAGGAAUCUUCAGAGCAAACAGGUUCUCGUAGUCCAGCCGGACCAAUAAGAGGCCUCCUUCCUGGAGUUCCCGCUCUGGGCAGACCCUCUAACCCCUCCAUACCCAUGGGUCCUACAGCCAGCUCCUCGUCCUGGCCCACAUCAGGGUCACAAGCCAGCGUUCCCACUGUCCCAUACCCACCCACCGUCCUUCCUUUAUAUCCAGUCUAUCCCCCAAUCUCCCAUCCUGUCUCAGACCCCAGCAUGCAGUCUGGCCUCCGCUUCCCCCUUCAGAACUCACAAAUGGUGCCUCCGAUGGUCCCUCCAAUGAUGGCAUUGGUAUUACCCAACUACAUGUUCCCACAGCCCAGCGUAGGCAUGGCUCAGCCAUUCUUCAGCCCAAACUCAGCUUUCCCCUUUACAGCUGCCAACACGGGCUCACCUGCUCCCUGUCAGAUCCCGACCCCAAUCCCACGCGCUCUCUCUCGCUCCAGCACGCCUCACUCCUAUAGCCAAAGAGAAAACGGUGCAGAGAGAGAAGGAGCAGAGUCUCCCCUCUUUCAGUCCAGAUGCUCAUCGCCCUUAAAUCUGCUGCAGCUGGAGGAGUCGCCAAGCAAUCGGUUCGAGGUGGCAUCAGGACAGCAGACAACAUCUCCUAUGGUGGGACAAGGAGGUGGAGCAGGAGGACAGGCUUCCUCUAACCAGAGAGGGUCAACGGUGGAUUCAAAAACAAACGAAAAUGGUGAAACGAAUGAGUCAAAUCAAGACGCCAUGUCCACCUCCAGUGAUCUGCUGGACCUGCUGUUACAGGAGGACUCCCGCUCAGGCACUGGCUCGGCUGCCUCAGGCUCAGGUUCUUCAGGCACAGGGUCCUCAGGCUCGGGCUCAGGCUCCUCUGGAUCCGGCUCCAAUGGCUGCAGCUCUUCCGGAAGUGGAACUAGAAGCAGUCAGAGCAGCAAUACCAGCAAAUACUUUGGCAGCGUGGACUCGUCAGAGAACAGUCAUUCCCGCAAGCAGACAGCAGAGGGUGAUGGAGAGGCGCAGUUCAUCAAAUGUGUCCUGCAGGACCCCAUCUGGCUCCUCAUGGCCAACACGGAUGAAAAAACUAUGAUGACCUACCAGCUGCCAAUACGAGACAGAGAUUCGGUGUUGAAAGAGGACCGAGCUGCACUGAGAGCCAUGCAGAAACAUCAGCCUCGCUUCACUGAGGAGCAGAAGAGCGAGUUGAGUCAGGUUCACCCAUGGAUCCGCACCGGACGCCUUCCUCGUGCCAUCAACAUUUCAGCAUGUGCAGGCUGUAGAUCCUCUCCUUCAGUCCCCUCUGCGACACCUUUCGAUGUGGAGAUUCACGAGAUGGAGUUCUGCAGUGUUUUAGAGGUGGCGGAAGAGAAACAACCCCCUGCAGAUACAGUUAUGGAGAAAAGCGAAACUCAUGGACAAAGUGAGACAUGCAAAGAGAACAAUGGGACUGUUACGACAGCACAAAUCAUUGACCAAGAAAUGCUGACGGAAGAACAGGAAAUGACCUCGCAGAUCGAGGAAGAAAUGGGUGCCUCACAUACACAGAUGACACACUAAAGACACUGCGAUGCCAGUGACAUCAUUUGUGUACUCGUUAAAUUGUCCUGUUGUAUUUAUUUUUAUACACGAAUGCUAAUAAGCCAGGAAGGCUGACAGAUGAUGAAUGUAAAGCAGAAGUGCUUUUCGAAAGACUGUGAUGUCACAAUUUUUGGCUACCACGAAGAGACUGUGAUCUGUUAGCAAGAUUUGGGUGGGAAAUAUGGAAUACUUCGCUUUAGCCCACUCUGGAUUUGACCUCAAGACGCCACCUGUUCAGUUCCAUCUCUAGAGACCUGCAGAAACCCGUUUUGUGGCGUCCUGUUUCAGAUGUUUUCAAUGGGAAAAGGAGUGUUCACAGCUAGAGCGAUAACUAUGAUGAUAACUAUAAGGUUUUAUGAAUCAUUCAAAGUCUUGGAGAAUAUGAUAUUCUCCAUCAAAACUAUAACAAUAAUAACCAAACGAACAAUAGUGGAGUUAUUUUCCACAUGGUUUUGGUUAUUUCAACAAUUGAAGGCAAUUGGAAAUCGGCAAAUUCAGAAAUUUGUGUUACUGGCGACACAAGUGGUCAUUAAGGGAACUGCAGCCUUGUGCACAUAUAAUUAAAAAAACGUCUAAAAUUGUUUUUAGAUAAAUAUGUUUACACUCAAUAACAAAACAAACGCAUAACACAAACGAAAGCUGUGAGCAAACAUGAUCAUAGCAAUAUUGAUAUGUUUGCACCAGCUUUGCAUUUAAUGUGAACAGAUGAAGUAUAAUUGAGAUUAUAGUAUAUAUAGUACCAAUAUGGACCCUUCAGGUACAAAUGUGUAGAAUGUCACAUUCUUUCAAUAUUUUAUUAUGUUUUUAUUAAUUUCAGGCCAAAUUUUCUUGACGCGUAAAUCAACCUAUAAAUGUUUUCAUAGCUGUUUAAAUAAAACACUAAACAAAUUCUUAUUUGUAACACCGUUAAGAGAUAAGCACUUUUAAUAAAAUGAGCUUCAUUAUCUAUUAUUACUUAAUAAUAAAACAAGCAUUAGCAUCCAUUGAUUAUGGAUGUUAAUGAAGUUAUCGAUAUAGGUAUCCCCCUUGGUGUGAAUGGACCUUCAAACUCUGUAACGUGGAGCUGAUUUAAGUGUUGUGAGACGUGUCCUUAAACAGCAGAACAGAUUCACUGCCUUUGAGGAGUCUAACUGUUCCUCGCCUUGUGCUUUUUGACAUUUCCCGAAAAGUGAUGGAAAUGUAUUUUUUUUUACAGUUAUAAAAAGGAUUUUAUGACCAAAUUUUUCAUCAUUUUGUUUUAUUUUUGUCUUUCUGUAUAUUUUUUAUACAUUUUUUGAUGCAGAAUUGUUAAAGCUUGGAUGAAAUGCAUUGUGGCUCCUGUUACAGUUCACUUUCACCUCUAGAUCACAUUUAGACCACCACAACCGUCAACUUUUCAAUGAGUAUUUGUAGCUCAAGGCGUCUUGUAAAGUAACAAAGAUGGAAAGAGGUGGAAAGAAUGGAGGAUUUGCAUGGUAUACUGUGUGAAAACUACCAUCAAAGUGAACCGGGUUUAAAGGAACAUUUCACCCAAAAAAAAGUUUGCAGAAGAUGCAUCAUUUUUGGGGGGUGAACUGUGUCUUUAAGCGAUACAUGUACAUUAAGUCGGAUGCACUUUCCUCUCGUUUGACUUUUUCCUCUGUGUCAGCUUCAGUCAUGUGCUCCUUGACUUUAAGUUGUCUUGGAACAGUUUGUAAGUAUUUUGUGUAUUUCUUUGUAUAUGAAAAGAAUAAAAAAGAAUAUGAUUCA
Messenger RNA from Danio aesculapii, 6607 nucleotides. It is a transcript of the gene per1b, whose product is annotated as period circadian clock 1b. Gene Ontology annotation, biological process: negative regulation of transcription by RNA polymerase II; entrainment of circadian clock by photoperiod; circadian regulation of gene expression. Gene Ontology annotation, molecular function: transcription corepressor binding; transcription cis-regulatory region binding. Gene Ontology annotation, cellular component: nucleus; cytoplasm. NCBI's taxonomy places the organism in Eukaryota, Metazoa, Chordata, Actinopteri, Cypriniformes, Danionidae. Bases 662 to 4858 code for a protein of 1398 amino acids. The record is from RefSeq and is a predicted model, not a curated record. The transcript is spliced from 19 exons.